AACUAAAAUGCUAUUAUAAAAGGAAAAUGUUUUGUCUUAUCUGUUCACCUGUAGUACCUCCCCUACGUAAGGACAAGCCCCGCCCACUCUACAAGCGCUUCAUUGAAACUGUUUCAUGACGCUCGGAAAGCCCCGCCCACUCCCACCCCAGAGCCGCUCGCGCUGCUCGCCGGAGUCUUGACUCGGAGCCGCUUCACAGCAAUGUAGCACACGCAUAAUGGGAUUUACCGAGUUCGCUUUCAAACGCUUGUUUUGUUGUUUUAAAAAUUAACGAGACUUUUGCUUUGACUUCAAAGGGGAUGAAACGCAGUGCCGCUGAAUGAACAGGUGAGGGGGUGCCAUGCCAGCUGCUGCUUCCCUGUUGCUGCUCCUCGCCAUCUUGUGGUGGCCUCUGGUAUUGCCUCUGGCCCCCAGUCAUCUUCAAAGCCCCUCUUCAUUCAUCACCCUUAAUGGCUCUCGCCUCAAUCACCUCCUGCUUGAUACCCAUUCGGGCCACGUCUACGUGGGGGCAGUAAAUGUGCUCUAUCACCUCUCUCCAGACUUGCAGCUACUCUCCUGGGGCAAAACGGGGCCUAAACUGGACAGCCCGGACUGCCUACCACCCAUUGACCCCACUGAUUGCACCCAGGCGGAAACUACGGACAACACCAACAAGCUUUUGUUGCUGGAAGAGAUCAAGGGAAAGGAUCCGCUCAGCCUGAUUGUGUGCGGGACGGUUCUGCAGGGCAUCUGUGAGAAGCGAAGCUUGGAGAAUGUCUCUCAGGUGCUGUACAAGACCGACAACCCCGUGGACACGCAGUAUGUGGCAGCAAACAACCCUCGAGUGUCCACGGUUGGUGUGGUGGUUGAGCAGAAAGAUGUUCUGCUUAUGCUUGUUGGGCGGGGCUACACCAGUAAGGGACCUGGUGGGAUCCCGCCAAUCACGAUGCGACGCUUAAACCACACUGCUCGAGCAUUCUCCCACGAAGAACUUGGAAAGCUGGUUGUUGGUAGCUACUCCGAAUACAACAACCACUUUGUGAAAGCUUUUCACCACAACAACUAUGUCUAUUUUGUGUUCUCUCGGCGUGACGUGUGGGGCAAACGGGAGUAUCGGACAUAUGUUUCAAGACUCUGUGCAGGCGAUCCCAAUUUCUACUCUUAUGUGGAGGUGCCGCUUUCCUGCGGUGGAGGAUACAAUCUGGCACAGGCAGCUGUACUUGGCUAUCACCGUGAACAACCCACGCUGUUUGUGGCCAUGGCCAUGGGGCAGGCAUUGACUCCCACACCCACAGACAGGACAGCUCUUUGUGUGUACAAGGUGGAGGAGCUGGAUAAAGCCCUGCAUGGCGCCCAGCUACUCUGUUACACACAAGAGGGCAAAGACGCCAACAACAAGGAGAAGGCAUAUAUAGAGUACGAAGUGUCCUCCAGUUGUCUGAAGCUCCCGCAGGACUCUCUGAACAAGUACCCAUGCGGAGGUGAACACACACCCAGCCCCAUCGCCAGUGCCAUUGCUCUUGAGGCCACGCCUGCUUUCACCUGGACUCCUCCCAUCACUGCUGUCACCACAGCAACUGAAGUUGGCCACACCAUAGUACUUUUAGGAGACAAAAAUGGAAGGCUGCACAAGGUGUUCUUGCAUGCAGAUGGUACCGGUACCAAAUAUGACACAGUGGAGGUGGAUGCAGAGAGUCCCAUUAACGCUGACCUGCUGUUGGACUCCACCAAACAGAACGUCUAUGUAUUAACUGAAAGAAAGGUUACAAAGCUCCACGUCGCUCAGUGUGAGAAGCAUUUAGACUGCCACUCCUGUCUGUCUAAUAGAGAUCCCUACUGCGGCUGGUGUUCGCUGGAGGGCAGGUGCACAAGGAAGAUGGACUGUGCACGGCACGCUCAGCAUCACCACUGGAUCUGGAGCUACAGCCGUGAGCACCAGUGUGUGUCCAUAGAGAGUCUACACCCCUCCAUCCAGAGCAGAGAAGAGCAGACAGAGGUCUCUUUCACGGUUCUACAGUUGCCGGUCUUGUCAAAGGAUGAGUCUCUAUCUUGCGCUUUUGGGAGUUUGGCUGCUCAGCCUGCGGUUGUCAUAGAGAAUAGAAUCACAUGUCAAUCUCCAGCUCCAGAGCAGCUCCCGCCGAGUACGCCAGGCAACGAUCACGUAUCUGUUCCAAUUGCACUGAGGUUUGGAAACGUGACCAUCUCGCAUACAAAUAUCACCUUUUAUGAUUGUAAAGCAGUCGGACGGCUCAACGCUUCCUCACCGUGCAUGGCGUGUGUUAGCAGUAUGUGGCCGUGUCAUUGGUGUGUGAAGGAUGAGAUCUGCACUCACGCUAAGAGCUGUCCUCGUCAACACAUCAUCUAUAACAGCAGGGAGCAGUCAUUGCCCCACGGGCCGGACUCUUGCCCCUGUGUCUGGGCCCUGCAGAGCUCCCCUCUGGUUCCUGUUGGCUUUGACAGCGAGCUCUCUCUGCAGGGCAAAAACCUGGACAUAUUUGAGGAUGAGGAAGAUUAUGCUUGCUUGCUGGUCAUCGAAGGCCAGGAGCUGCGCUUGUCGGCCACGUUGGACCGCAAUAAAGAGACGGGGACGCAUGUGUUCAAGUGUGCCGCUCAUCAGUUUCAGUACUCAGGAAAGCAGUUUGAAUAUUUUGCUCCUGUAUACCUGCAGUGGGGGACGCAGCGUAUAGACACAGCACCACAUCUCCGCUUGCAGCUGUACGACUGCUCAGUUGGACAGUCCGACUGCAGUCAGUGUCGUGCGGUUGUGUCUAAUUACGGAUGUGUGUGGUGUGUCGGUGAAACCCCCGGCUGUGUGUAUAACCAAUCCUGCACCAGCGGAACCGUGGACACCUGUCCUCCUCCUAAAAUUACUGAGGUUGAGCCGCUGACCGGGCCACUGGAGGGUGGCAUCUUGCUAACAAUCCAGGGAUCGAAUCUGGGCCAGAGCUUCCAGGACAUCCAGGCAGGGGUGACGGUGGCAGGGGUGACCUGCAGACCUCUGCCUGAGGCCUAUCGCAUUUCCACCAGCAUUGUGUGUGAGCUCCAGGCCAGUGCAAAUGUCACAGCCGGACCGGUCAUCAUCACCGUCAGAGGAUCAGAGAAACAAGAGUCCCAGCAGACGUUCUCAUAUCAGAAUCCACAGCUGAGCAGGAUUGUCCCGGAAAAAGGGCCCUUAGCUGGUGGCACGAUGCUAACGGUCCAUGGUUCGCAGCUCCUGACGGGACAACGAACAGAACAAAGUAGUGGCCAAAUCGCUGACCUGCAGGCUUUCAUGGGCUCAAAACCCUGUCGCAUCAAUGAAGUGAGUGACACACGGCUGAUUUGUCGCACCAGUCACUCCAACCAAACUGGAAGAGUGCCAGUCAAAGUUGUGUUUGGAAAAGCAGACAGGAUUUUGGAUAGUGUUCUUUUCAGCUAUAUGGAAGACCCUGUGAUUACUGAUGCAAUACCUACAGAGAGUUUCUACGGGGGUGGACGUCUUAUAUAUGUGACUGGCCAAAACCUGAAUGUCGUUCAGCAGCCAAAGAUGUCAGUCUCUUAUGAGCCUAGAGACAGAUCAGGAGUCAGAAGACGUCGAUACACCCACGUUUCUGUCAGGAAUCCCUUGGUUAUGAUUCAGGAGUUGUGCACCAAUGUGACCUCAGAGAGGAUGAUUUGCAAGAGCCCUGCAGUGGAGCCGAAAUCCAGGAUCGUGCGAGUGUGGUUCGAGAUGGACAAUGUGCACAUUGACUUUCACACCAUCAAGAACAAACCGUUCGUUUACCACCCAAACCCAGACUUAUUCCAGCUCAACAGUGAGUCCCGAGGAACACCCAUCCGAUUCAAACCCGGAGGAGUCCUGGCAGUAGAGGGUAAGGGACUGACACUGGCUAUGAGUAAAGAGGAAGUUGUGGCCUGGCUAGGGGACAAAGAGUGUGUCAUCAAGACUCUGGAUAACACACACCUGUACUGCGAACCACCUGAGGAACUGCCUCUCGCCCUGGACGACAGCGACUUACCAAGACUAAAGGUGUUAAUGGGACGCCUGGCGUUUGACUUGGGUCCGGUGCAGUAUGACAGUGAUUCACACUCCCCGGUGCCUCUGUCAGCUCAGAUCGGUCUGGCAGCGGGGGCCGCGGUGGUCGUUCUCAUCGUGCUGGUUAUCAUUCUCAUGUACAGGCGGAAGAGUAAACAGGCUCUGAGAGACUAUAAAAAGGUUCUGGUGCAGCUGGAGACUCUGGAGAUAAAUGUUGGAGACCAGUGCAGAAAAGAGUUCACUGAUCUGAUGACGGAGAUGAUGGAUUUGAGCAGUGACGUUGGUGGUCCUGGCAUCCCCUUUCUGGAUUACCGCACAUACGCAGAGCGUGUUUUCUUCCCCGGCCAGAAGGGUGCGCCGCUGAGUCAGAAUCUGGAUUUGCCUGAUUCUCGCAGGCAGACGGUGGAGCAGGGCCUGGGUCAGCUCAACAACCUGCUCAACAACAGACUCUUCCUUAUACGGUUCAUUCAUACUCUGGAGGUGCAGCAGAGUUUCUCACAGCGGGACAGAGGUUACGUCGCAUCACUUCUCACGAUGGCCCUUCAUGACAAGCUGGAAUACUUCACAGAUGUGAUGAAGACCCUGCUGGGGGAUCUAGUGCAGCAAUAUGUGGCCAAGAACCCCAAACUCAUGCUGCGCAGGACAGAAACGGUGGUGGAGAAGAUGCUGACCAACUGGAUGUCCAUCUGUCUCUACUCGUUUCUCAAGGAGGUUGCUGGUGAGCCUCUCUACAAGUUGUACAGGGCUAUUAAAUACCAGGUGGAUAAAGGACCAGUGGAUUCAGUGACGGGCAAAGCCAAACGCACUCUCAACGACAGCCACCUGCUCCGAGAGGACAUUGAAUACUGCUCAGUGACUCUGACUGUGCUGGUGAAGAGCGGUGUCGAGGUCCAGCCUUGUCCUGUUAAAGUUCUGGACACCGACACCAUCACUCAGGUUAAAGAUAAAAUCCUGGACCAGAUUUAUAAAGGAGCAGGAUUCUCCCAAAGACCAGCCGCAGACUCACUGGACCUUGAGUGGAGAUCAGGUCAGGCGGGUCACCUGACUCUUUCUGAUGAUGAUGUCACAGCCAUCGUUCAGGGUCGCUGGAAACGGAUCAACACUUUACAGCACUACAAGCUGCCUGAUGGGGCCACUGUGGCUCUCAUCCCUCGUUCCCAGAGUUCUCUUGGAGUGAAUCAGUUUUACCAGACUGGAGAGAAAACUCCCAUGCUGGAAGGAGAGGAGGAGGAAGGUCUUCGUCUGUGGCAUCUGGUGAAGCCGAGCGAGGACCCCGAGAUCCCCAAACACAGGAAGAGCAGCAUGAGAGAGCGGGAGCGGGCAAAAGCCAUUCCUGAGAUCUACCUUACACGACUGCUUUCUAUGAAGGGCACUCUGCAGAAGUUUGUAGAUGAUGUCUUUGUAGCCAUACUGAGUACAAAACGGCCUCCACCCAUCGCUGUCAGAUUCUUCUUUGACUUCCUGGACGACAUGGCAGAAAAACACGGGAUUGACGACCCAGAGACCGUUCACAUAUGGAAAACAAAUAGUUUACCUUUGCGUUUCUGGGUCAACAUCUUGAAGAAUCCUCAGUUCGUCUUUGACGUGCAGGUGACGGAUAGCGUGGAUGCCGUCCUUUCCGUUAUCGCUCAGACCUUCAUUGAUUCCUGCACUACAUCCGAGCACAAAGUAGGCCGGGAUUCUCCAGUGAAUAAGCUGUUGUAUGCCCGAGAAAUCCCACGAUACAAGCAGCUGGUGGAGAGGUACUACAGUGAUAUUCAUAACGCCGUGUCUGGCUGUUACCAGGAAAUGAAUUCAACCCUCACAGAGCUGUCAGGGAGUUUUGCGUCUGAGAUGAACAGUUUGGUGGCGUUGCAUGAGCUCUACAAGUAUAUCAACAAAUACUAUGAUCAGAUUAUCAUAUCUCUGGAAGAAGACGCUGCGGGGCAGAAGAUGCAGCUUGCGUAUCGGCUUCAGCAGGUUGCCGCCCUGGUGGAGAAUAAAGUCACUGACCUUUAGGCUUUGACCUUUCUCCUUGUCGUCUAAGCUCAUCUAUAAUCAUGUGUGUGAUCGGCUGAUGAAAUUCAGUCACUACGUGAAAACACUUGUGUGCUUCCACAACCGUUCACAUAAACUACCUGCAUAUUCUUAACAAAAUGGAACAGGAAAUGAAGUAACGAUCACUUUCUUCCGAUGAAACCUUCAUGGGAAUUUUAUUGGAAAAGGAUUGCUUUUCAGACUGAGGCGCUGAACGACUCACUGGAGGAUUGACUGAUGGGAAGUGUGUGUGAGUGUGUGUGUGUGCGUGCAUGGUAAAUUCUGAUGUGUUUUGUCUGAAAGGCUCUGCUCUUUAUUUGAAGAUUACUUAAUUAAAAUUGUGACACGAGACUUUUUUAAUGACACUACUGAAGCAGCUCUCACAUAUUGUGACAUGCUGCGACACAUUUUAUACCAUUUUUACUUUCACGCAAGUGAUCAGAUCCAGUGUAUGGAGAUUCAUGAACUGAUUCAAACAAAACCCACAUUUGCUUUUACUGUACGUGGAGUAUUUCGUUCCAGGUUUAGAAAUGUUCUGCUUCUGCACAAUCACAUCUUAAACUCAAAGACUGUCCCUGGCCCUGUGCUGUUAACCUUUUAUACUAACGUUUUUACAUUAGCAUUGCAGAUCAAAACAAGUGUUACGCUUUUCCAGGGACUGUAGAGUAAGUCUAUGCACACAAGUGCCAAAACAAGUUAUAAAAGCACAAUAUUUAUGUGCAUGUUAUUGUGUAGCUUUAGGUGUGCAUGCAAAAUGUCACAGUUUUCAGGUUUUCCGCUGUUGUUAAUAUUGCAAAUAUCUGGAAUUUCACAAAAUUGUUAAAUGUGUUCAUCUGAAUCUGGUUUGUAGUAUCAGAAGCUUUUAACUUAAUUUAUGUUAAUCAAGCAUUAAUAUGCCUUCACUCCCAAGAUUUCUGAUGUAUCCCUAUAAAAUAUGGGCCUGGGCCACAUUUGAUUUAGGCAUGAAACCAAUCCUAGAUCUUUGCAGGUUUUCUGAGAUUCACCCACACUUACAUUACAUGGCAUUGAUUUCCUAAUGCCUGCUUUGUGUUUAAUAGCACAAGCGAGCACAAUUGAAGAUCCAAUCUCAAGAGUUUUGAGUCUCAGAUGAAAUUGCAAUUCAGCCGGGAUGUGCUGUCUCUUGGGAGGUAUUGAAACAAAACUGGGACAGUUUGGGUCAUUGGAUUAAUGUUGGCAAAAUGGAGAAAAGCAUCUUUAUUCACUUGGUCUCAAUGAAUAGAAAAUCAGCAGUUGGAUUGAGAGUUGUGUACAUCAGACACUGAAUAGAAAUUAACUUAUUAUAUUGUAAAUACUACUUAUUUAUACAUGACCGCCAAUGUGCCUUCUUUGUUACUUUUUAUAAUGUCUACAAUUCAAGUAAACGUGCUUGACAUUACUUGCCAAAUGGAGGAAAAGAUGAACUGUGGCACAACUGUUGCCUGUUGUGAAGAUCAUACAGUGCUUUUAGUCUCUGGACUGCAGUGCGUCUCAGGAUUAUAGCCGUCGAUCUCAAUGGAUUCAAUAUAAAACCAUGUGUAGCUCAAUCAUUUCUAGCCAGCUCAUUUCCUCGAGCGAUCUAUAUUCACCAAAUAAAUAUUUGCGUGUGUGUGCAUCCAUUGUUUUAAGCUUCUUAAAAUGGUCAUCAUUUGUUUUUACCUGAAUAAAAAUCACCUUUGUGGUUACAUUUUGGCUCACCCAUAAUAAUAACAUGAUCCCUUUUAUGUAUAGAACUGAAAUAAUGAAUUCAAUGCUAUCUGGACACACAUCUUGAAGGCUUCCCUGUUCCCUGAUUUUGAGCUAUUACGCUUCAUCAUACUAAUGUAUGCACAGAGUUGUGUUUUAAAAAUUGAAAACGUAUUAGUUUGCUCAUCUUGUGUAUGUUUAUUAGCCCAUUGCUGAAUGUGUUUGGGCUCUUGGUGUAUUUUUUGAUUAUUAUAGGCUGAUGCAUGCUUGAGAUUUGAUUGGAUUUUCUGAUUGGGGUGCUUUAUGAGAGGUUCACUCGAUGGACUGCAUUAUGAGUGCACGACUCUCAUAAAAACACUCCUCAGAAGAAAGUGUGUGUGUAUGCAUGAGAGUUUUUUUAAGUAAUUGUAGCGCUUCGUACAUGAUGGUGAGGUUUUUUGGCGAAUCUCCUGUUAUGAACACUCAUCUCUAAGAGAAUGCAGCGAAACCUUCUUUUGUAGAGCCUUGCGAUUUCUUGUUUUGCCAGUUGUGUGGAAUAUGGCUUUGUAUCUUUGCAGAUAUACAAUUCAGACCAUUGUUUAGAGAAUUGUUGGUGUAUAUGUAGCCCUCGCCUGGCUACGAGUUUUUAUACAAGGGUAAAAAAAUAAUAUAUGGUAAUUUUCUAAUGAAUUUGGGGUUAAAAGAGAACUUAAACCCACUCAAAAGACGUACUCUUUUUUUUAUUUGUAUUGUGUAUAGUUUGCUAACAAUUGUGUAUAUGUGCCUGUACAUACUGUGAAGAGGACUUGUUCUUUUUCUUUUUUUCUUUUUUGGUUGUUGUUUUUUUCCACUUUGGACAGACUUUGGACAGACUUACUUUCUCCAUUCAGGAGAAAUUGGGACCUAAAUGUUUAAAUGAGUGAAAUGGAAAUUUGUAUCUGGAAAAUAAAUAAAGCUAUAAUUUUAGCAAUGAA
Molecule: messenger RNA, 8646 nt
Organism: Carassius auratus (goldfish)
Lineage: Eukaryota; Metazoa; Chordata; Actinopteri; Cypriniformes; Cyprinidae
Product: plexin-B3-like
Exons: 35
Coding region: 341-5992 (1883 amino acids)
Biological process (GO): regulation of cell shape; negative regulation of cell adhesion; regulation of cell migration
Cellular component (GO): plasma membrane; semaphorin receptor complex
Molecular function (GO): semaphorin receptor activity; protein binding
Source: RefSeq, a predicted model, not a curated record